Chrysochloris asiatica (Cape golden mole) is the source of this 504-nucleotide messenger RNA. It is a transcript of the gene TCAP, whose product is annotated as titin-cap. The record is from RefSeq and is a predicted model, not a curated record. Lineage: Eukaryota; Metazoa; Chordata; Mammalia; Afrosoricida; Chrysochloridae. The transcript is spliced from 2 exons. Gene Ontology annotation, biological process: cardiac muscle tissue morphogenesis; sarcomerogenesis; detection of muscle stretch. Gene Ontology annotation, cellular component: Z disc. Bases 1 to 504 code for a protein of 167 amino acids. Gene Ontology annotation, molecular function: protein-macromolecule adaptor activity; titin binding; structural constituent of muscle.
AUGGCCGCCUCUGAGCUGAGCUGCCAGGUGUCCGAGGAGAACUGUGAGCGCCGAGAGGCCUUCUGGGCUGAAUGGAAGGACAUGACACUGUCCUCAAGGCCUGAGGAGGGUUGCUCCCUGCAUGAGGAGGAUGCCCUGCGGCAUGAGACCUACCACCGGCAGGGGCAGUGCCAGGCACUGGUGCAGCGUUCCCCCUGGUUGGUGAUGCGGAUGGGCAUCUUGGGCCGUGGGCUACAAGAAUAUCAGAUCCCCUACCAACGGGUGCUGCCACUGCCCAUCUUCACCCCUACCAAGUUGGGUGCCACCAAGGAGGAUCGCGAGGACACCCCCAUCCAGCUACGGGAGCUGCUGGCGCUGGAGACGGCCCUUGGUGGCCAGUGUGUGGACCGCCAGGAUGUGGCCGAGAUCACCAAGCAGUUACCCCCUGUGGUGACUGUCAGCAAGCCUGGCUCACUCCGCCGAUCCCUGUCCCGUUCCAUGUCCCAGGAAGCACAGAGAGGCUGA